AUGGAGGCUCUUCUCCGCCAGUCGAGGACCAUGUGCCCGUUCCUCCACAAGACGUCCCCCGCCACGCUUCGCUCGCUCUCGACCACCGCCGCCAGCCACGAUGUCUCCCCCAGCGCUGGAAGCAUGUCGAACUUGCAGGUGCUUGGCAAGCGCUGUCCCAUCAUGGGCAAGGCACUUGCCGUCCAGAGCGCCCGUACCGGCAACAGCGCCCUCGCUGGUGCUUUCGGCGGUGUCCGCGCUUACCACUCCCGUGUCAAUCGCGCCAAGUUGCACACGACUGCGCACAAAGAGGCUCACGUCGAGAUAGAGCGCGUUCGCGGCCAGCAAGGCCCGAUCCCCUUCCCUCCUGCAGCGACGAAGUCAGCCAUUGCCAAAUCCGCCAACGUCGGCAACGCCAAGUCCGCACACUUCGAUUACGAGGCAUACUAUGAGGCCGAACUGGACAGAAAGCACAAGGACAAGUCCUACCGCUACUUCAACAACAUCAACCGACUGGCCAAGGAGUUUCCCCGCGCCCAUAAGGAGUCGCCUGAGGACAAGGUCACCGUAUGGUGCUCCAACGACUAUCUCGGCAUGGGCCGCAACCCGGCCGUGCUGAAGUCGAUGCACGAGACGCUUGAUAGCUACGGAGCUGGUGCUGGAGGCACCAGGAACAUUUCUGGCCACAACCAGCAUGCAGUGGCACUGGAAGAUACCAUUGCGAAGCUCCACUCGAAGGAGGCUUCUUUGGUUUUUUCUUCGUGCUACGUCGCAAACGAUGCCACUCUUGCGACCCUCGGCAGCAAGAUGCCCAACUGUGUCAUCCUUUCGGAUAGCCUGAACCACGCUUCGAUGAUUCAGGGUAUCCGUCAUUCUGGCGCGAAGAAGAUGGUCUUCAAGCACAACGACGUUGCUGAUCUUGAGGCCAAGCUAGCUUCAAUCCCCGCUGAAUACCCCAAGAUCAUUGCGUUUGAGAGCGUCUACAGCAUGUGCGGCUCCAUUGGCCCUAUCGAGGAGAUCUGCGACCUUGCAGAGAAGUACGGCGCCAUCACAUUCUUGGAUGAGGUACACGCCGUUGGCAUGUAUGGAUCGCACGGUGCCGGUGUAGCGGAGCACCUCGACUACGAAGCUCACAAGGCCGGCAAGCCUCGGGGCACAGUCAUGGACCGCAUCGACAUAAUCACCGGCACGCUUGGAAAGGCAUACGGCUGUGUUGGCGGCUACAUUGCAGGUUCUGCCAAGCUUGUGGACACCAUCAGGUCUCUUGCACCUGGGUUUAUUUUCACCACUUCGCUCCCCCCGGCGACUAUGGCUGGCGCAAAGACCGCGAUUGAGUACCAGUCCAGCUACCAGGGUGACAGGCGUCUCCAGCAGCUGCACACGCGUGCAGUGAAGGAUGAAUUGAAUGCCCGGGACAUUCCUGUAAUCCCCAACCCUAGCCACAUUGUGCCAGUCUUGGUUGGAAACGCAGAGACCGCCAGGAAGGCUUCCGAUCUCCUCCUUGAGGACUGGGGUAUCUACGUGCAGGCCAUCAACUACCCCACCGUGCCUGUUGGCCAGGAGCGUCUGCGUGUCACCCCGACCCCCGGCCACGUACGCGAAUACCGAGAGCACCUGGUCGAGGCAUUCGACGCUGUUUGGAAGCAGCUCGGUAUCAAGCGCACCAGCGAGUGGGCUGCUGAGGGUGGCUUCAUUGGCGUUGGCGAGGCCAACAAGGCCGAAGAGCUUCCUCUGUGGACCGACGAGCAGCUUGGCGUCGACACUGUGUUGAAGGAAAUGAAGGCCGGCCAGGGUGCUACUGGUAUCCUGGAGGCUGUUCUUGAGAACGAGCGCAAGGCCACAGCUCACGCUGUUAGUGCUGCUGCUUAG
Molecule: messenger RNA, 1848 nt
Organism: Ascochyta rabiei
Lineage: Eukaryota; Fungi; Ascomycota; Dothideomycetes; Pleosporales; Didymellaceae
Product: 5-aminolevulinate synthase
Exons: 2
Coding region: 1-1848 (615 amino acids)
Biological process (GO): heme biosynthetic process
Cellular component (GO): mitochondrion
Molecular function (GO): 5-aminolevulinate synthase activity; pyridoxal phosphate binding
Source: RefSeq, a predicted model, not a curated record